Brugia pahangi is the source of this 210-nucleotide messenger RNA. NCBI's taxonomy places the organism in Eukaryota, Metazoa, Nematoda, Chromadorea, Rhabditida, Onchocercidae. The record is from the annotation of a GenBank genome assembly.
AUGGGUGUUACCACAAUUAUUAUAAUUAUUGCUGUUGUUGCUAUUUUAUAUUUCUUUUUUUGUCACGGAAAACAGAAAAGCGCAUUUGUUCAAGAGAAUGCGGCAUCAUCAAGUUCCGAUUUCCAAGGCAACACUGCAACUGCAGCGAAUUCAAAAUAUUUAACUCCAACGAUGACACGAGAACGUUCCAUUCACAUUGGACCAACUUAA